This is a messenger RNA of Procambarus clarkii (red swamp crayfish), 864 nucleotides long. Lineage: Eukaryota; Metazoa; Arthropoda; Malacostraca; Decapoda; Cambaridae. The record is from RefSeq and is a predicted model, not a curated record.
AUGGUUAUUGAGGCGCUCGGACAGUGGGGCUUCCCUGGUAUGGUCCGGUCGAGCCAUAUAUUCCGAGCACAGGUAGCCAGGGACCACCUCCGAGCACAGGGAGCCAGGGACGACCUCCGAACAGAGGGAGCCAGGGACGACCUCCGAGCAGAGGGAGCCAGGGACGACCUCCGAGCACAGGUAGCCAGGGACGACCUCCGAGCAGAGGGAGCCAGGGACGACCUCCGAGCACAGGUAGCCAGGGACGACCUCCGAGCAGAGGGAGCCAGGGACGACCUCCGAGCACAGGGAGCCAGGGACGACCUCCGAGCACAGGUAGCCAGGGACGACCUCCGAGCAGAGGAAGCCAGGGACGACCUCCGAGCAGAGGAAGCCAGGGACGACCUCCGAGCAGAGGGAGCCAGGGACGACCUCCGAGCACAGGUAGCCAGGGACCACCUCCGAGCACAGGUAGCUAGGGACGACCUCCGAGCAAAGGAAGCCAGGGACGACCUCCGAGCAGAGGAAGCCAGGGACGACCUCCGAGCACAGGGAGCUAGGGACGACCUCCGAGCACAGGUAGCCAGGGACCACCUCCGAGCACAGGUAGCCAGGGACCACCUCCGAGCACAGGGAGCCAGGGACGACCUCCGAGCAGAGGAAGCCAGGGACGACCUCCGAGCAGAGGGAGCCAGGGACGACCUCCGAGCAGAGGAAGCCAGGGACGACCUCCGAGCAGAGGAAGCCAGGGACGACCUCCGAGCACAGGGAGCCAGCGGAACCACUGGGGGUCCCCAGUGGUCGCAAAAACGAGAGUUCGAGUCAAAUACAUGGCUCCAAAGAUUUCCUCGAAGAUCCGCCGAAAAUAGAAGAUUACCACCAUAA